Akanthomyces muscarius is the source of this 1632-nucleotide messenger RNA. RefSeq lists its product as uncharacterized. Gene Ontology annotation, molecular function: acyltransferase activity, transferring groups other than amino-acyl groups. NCBI's taxonomy places the organism in Eukaryota, Fungi, Ascomycota, Sordariomycetes, Hypocreales, Cordycipitaceae. Bases 1 to 1632 code for a protein of 543 amino acids. The transcript is spliced from 2 exons. The record is from RefSeq and is a predicted model, not a curated record.
AUGGCUGCUAAAGACAGGCUUGAUGGAGACUUUGAACAGCGCUCCAGCCAAGAAGUUGUCAUGGAUUCGCCGCAGGCCAAAGAAAUUACGGGCGUUGACGAAGUAAAAGGGCACGAGAAUGCCGAAGUCAGCCCGCUCCCAAAAGAGCCAUUGACUUCUGAAGCUUUCAUCGGCAUAGAUGACGCGCAAGAUAAGAGCUCAAACAAGAGCAAUGUCCCUGUCGAACAAGAUCAAUACCCCCCGUCCUUGCGCAACAGCCAAGAACAAGCCUCCCAGUCCAAGUCUGUCUCAUCCGUGGACACCGCAAGAAAGAAAGCUCUGGAGCUGGCUUCGAAAUGGAAAAUCCCAUCCGAGGCCAUUCAAGACCAGGAUCGAGCAACACCUGAGGCCAAGGACUCGAUUUCGUGUUGGAGCAUCAGCGCCCUGGGAGAAGAACCCGUCACGCCCCCGGUCGCAAUUUCUCCGAGACAAGAUGAGUCCGAGAACCUGAACAAUGAUGGGCCUUCUGAAAAAGUCGAAGAGUUGAAUUCUGCGGACAAGCCGCGUUCACUGACCGUCGCUGCCUGGGUCAUGGACACCGAACAAGCGCCAUUGCCGAACCUCGUUAUUCCAAAGGCGGCCAAUGCUUCGGCUCACUGCUGCGCCAUUGACCCUGAGACCGGUGCAUUCCUCCCAGCUAUUGAGCAUCCAGAAACGAGGUUGAAUCAUGAGUUGGAGGUCCAGUCAGAGCCUGGAUGGCACAGAGGUCACAUUACUUCAGAUAUGCAGAUCAUCAGGGAGUUGAAGGCCAGGGCGCGACUUGCGCAACGCCUAAAGGAAAGACUUCCUACGCCACUUGAAGUGGAAAGCCCUGCGCCGGACGAAGGAGAGACGACCUUCCCCAAGGCAGACUGUACGAUUCGGCCCGCGACAGAUGAUGACAUUGCCGGUAUUUCAGAAAUAAUUAACCUGGACCGACAAGCGAAUGAAGAGGCGCAUCGCAAAGCCCCGUCUGGGAUCAAGAGUUGGGAUAUCGUGAAGAUUUUCAACAAAUGCAGAAAGGAACAGCGACCAUUCCUCGUUGCCACGGGGGGUGAAGAUGACCUCUUGGACCGGUCAAAAUGGCCCGCGGGCGCUGACAAGGCGUUUCAAGAAUAUGUCAAGUACCGGAGCAACUCUUCAGGGCCGACAGCUACUAUUGUUGGUUUUGCUUUUGCGAUGCCGCGACAAGGACCAAGUCUCGAUGCGCAAGAAAUUCACGUUGAUCACUCUUGCUACGUUAAUCUCUGUGUUCAUCCCGCACACAGAAACAAGAAGUAUGCAACGGCACUCCUUGACAGGAUCCUGAUGUCUGUGUCUCCCAUCCACCGCAGUCUAAUCGAUUUUGAAUGGAAGUGCGAUGACCCGGCCGAGAUAUAUGAGCAGCCAGCCUCGAAUAAUGCCCAGCAGUACGCGCGCAUUUUUGUCGAAUAUCCUGAUGCUCACGACGAAGACCAGAGAUUGCGGUCCAGGAAGAAACUGCUGGAAAAGUUUGGAUUCUCACAGGUUGGUCAUUUGACUUGUCUGAGGAGCGAAUCUCGCGGAGGGAAGAGAUACUGGCUGGAUUUAUUUAUUUGGGAGCUCGAGGCCCAGUCCCUCGAAAAUGUUCGGUAG